Messenger RNA from Sesamum indicum (sesame), 4670 nucleotides. NCBI's taxonomy places the organism in Eukaryota, Viridiplantae, Streptophyta, Magnoliopsida, Lamiales, Pedaliaceae. The record is from RefSeq and is a predicted model, not a curated record.
CGAGGACUUGGAGAUUAGGUACAAGCACCCACAGCGCCACGUACAGCUCUUUCACAGCCCAGUUUCAAAUAUUGAAAAGCUUUCCCCUCAAAUUCAAUUGAAACCAGAAGAAAUUCAAAUUCAAUAAUCGAGAUGGAAACUGAAACGACACCGCGGUGGGUCAAAUGCCGCUGAAGCAGCUGGUUGCCGUCGUUCACCGGAAUUUCUGGUUUCUCCAGUCACAUUCGCUGCUGCUUCCUCGCCUUCUCGGUUCAAUUUCCCAAUCCGUGUUUGGUUAAUCUGUGUAUACUAUUUUGGAUUUGCAGUUAAAACUAGAUCGACAGUAUGUCACUGCUGAGUAGAUUCUUUUACAAACGGCCUCCAGAUGGCUUGCUCGAACUUGCUGAAAGAGUAUAUGUUUUUGAUUCGUGUUUCUCCACGGAAGUGCUACCGGAGGGAAUAUACCAGCUUUACUUGCAUGAGAUCGUUACUGAGUUACAUGAAGAGUUCCCAGAAUCCUCAUUUCUUGCAUUUAAUUUCCGGGAAGGUGAGAAGAGGAGUCAAUUUGCAGAGAUAUUGUGCGAGUAUGAUGUCACCGUUAUGGAUUAUCCAAGGCAGUACGAGGGUUGCCCUAUAUUACCCUUAUCAUUAAUUCACCACUUCCUUCGUGUUAGUGAGAGUUGGCUUUCUCUUGGGAAUUGCCAUAAUGUAGUUUUGCUUCAUUGUGAAAGAGGGGGCUGGCCACUACUUGCAUUUGUGUUAGCUAGCUUCUUAGUUUUCAGGAAGUUGCAUAGUGGUGAGAGAAAGACUCUUGAAAUGGUUUAUAGAGAAGGUCCAAGAGGCUUGUUGCAGUUAUUGUCACCGUUGAAUCCUUUUCCAUCUCAGCUUCGAUACCUGCAAUACAUUUCAAGAAGAAAUUUAUCCUCAGAGUGGCCUCCACCUGAGAGACCUCUUUCACUAGACUGUCUUAUUCUUCGUGCAAUUCCGAGGUUUGAUAAUCAGAAAGGGUGCAGACCUAUUAUCCGCGUUUAUGGCAGAAAUCUCCUUAGCAAGGAUGGAUUGUCAACCCAAAUGCUUUAUUCCAUGCAUAAGAAGGGCAGACAUGUUCGCCAUUAUCGCCAAAAGGACAGUGAUGUAAUCAAGAUUGACAUACAAUGUCUAGUGCAAGGAGAUGUGGUAUUGGAGUGCGUCCAUUUAGACUUAGAUCCAGAAAGGGAAGUCAUGAUGUUCCGUAUAAUGUUUAAUACAGCUUUUAUUCGGUCUAAUAUUUUGAUGCUCAACUGUGAGAACUUGGAUGUCCUUUGGGAUUCAAAGGCUCGGUUCCCUAAAGGCUUUCGGGCUGAGGUACUAUUUGGUGAUGUUGAGAGCAGUUCUCCCCCCAGAGCCAACACUCCAAUGUUAAAUGGUGAGGAGAAAGGUGGACUCCCUAUUGAAGCCUUCUCCAGGGUGCAAGAACUUUUCAAUGGUGUAGAUUGGGUUGAUGCUAGCGAUGAUGCUGCUUUGUGGUUGCUUAAGCAAUUGUCCACGAUGAAUGAUGUCAAAGAUUUAUCCAUGUUGCGUAGAAUGAGUGGUUACUCAUCACCUGUUGAUUCCGAGGAAGAAAACAAUGCAUCUAGUGUGGCCGACAGUCUUGAUUUUUUAGACUCGGAGAAAAUCAGUGGACCAGAGUUCAAUUUGCUAGAUGAUCGUUCAUCCCUGGAUUCUAUAUUGGAAGAAGUCUCUGAUCUCAGACCCUUUGAGGAUCAAGUGAAGCAAAGAAUUUCAACCUUGACUGAUUGUUCCCAGUCCAUGACUGCUAGUGAUAGACAGUUGGAUGCUCUUGCUUCAUCUGGAUCUGCAAAGGAUAUGGAAGUUUCAGGUAAUAAAAUUUCACCUAAUGCUUCCCCACCAUUGCAGCCUUCAGUUCAGCCGUCAUCUGUUUCUGAUUUAACCACCUCUAAAUCAAUGUCAGACGGUUCACCAGCUCUUUCACCCCUGCCUCCUCCUUCUAGUAAUGAAUCUUGUCAAUCACCUCAUAUUGAUAAUGGCGAAGGACAUUCUCCACGUUCUUCCACUGGUUUGAGUAAAGAACCAUCAAUACCAGCUCCUCCUCCUCCCCCUCUACCUCCUCCUAGUUCAAGUAAAGAAUUUCCUCCAACACCAACACCUCCUCCUCCUUCUGAAGUAACUUUUCCAUCUCUAGCUCCUCCACCGCCCAACAAGAGUAAAAUACCUACACCUCCCCCACCACCUCCACCUCCACCUCCACCUUCCUCUGAGCCAAGUCAUUUAUCUUUGUCAGCUACUCCAGCAACAUCAUUAACAGCUGUCAGUAAUGUUAACAUACCACCACCACCGCCUCCUCCACCUCCUCUACCCCUUUAUGGAGUUCCUCAAUUACACUCUCUUGAAGGUUCGCUGCAAGAACCAAAAUCAAUUGCUUCUUCCUCAACUACAUGUGGUUUAGCAGCAGCUCUACCUCCACCUCCAAGUCCCCCGCCCCCACCACCUCCAGGUCCUCGUUCAGCCGUGCCCCCACCCCCCACCCCACCACCUCUGAGUCGUGGUUUAGCCCCACCACGACCUCCACCACCACCACGUCGUGGUUCAUCCCCUGCCCCACCUCCACCACCCCCGGGUCGUGGUUCAGCCCCUGCCCCACCUCCACCACCUCCAGGUCCUGGUUCAGCUCCUGCUCCACCUCCACCCCCUCCAGGUCGUGGUUCAGCACCAACUGCACCUCCGCCCCCUCCUGGCCAUGGUCCAGGACCUGCUCCACCUCCACUUCCUGGUGGAAAGAGCUCCAAUGUGCCUCCACCUCCGUCACUUGGAAGAGGAAGAGGUUUGUCCUCAGGAAGAGGAAGAGGCACCACUGGUUCUUCAAUCCCCCCUAAAAAAACUCCACUGAAGCCUUUACAUUGGGUGAAAGUCACUCGAGCUAUGCAGGGGAGCUUGUGGGCUGAUUCCCAGAAACAGGAAAGCCAGUCGCGGGCACCUGAAAUUGAUAUUUCGGAACUUGAAAGUCUUUUCUCAGUGGCUUCUACUUCAGACGGCGCCAAGGGUGGGGGCUCACGUGGUUCUAAAAUUAACAAGCCAGAAAAAGUGCAAUUGGUUGAUUUGCGUAGAGCCUAUAAUUGUGAAAUUAUGCUCACAAAAAUUAAGAUUCCCCUGCCAGAUAUGAUUAAUGCCAUCCUGGCUUUGGAUUCUUCUGCUCUGGACAUCGAUCAAGUUGAGAAUCUUAUUAAGUUUUGCCCUACUAAAGAAGAAAUGGAGACACUAAAGAAUUACAAUGGGGACAAAGAGAUGCUAGGAAAGUGUGAACAGUUUUUCUUGGAACUAAUGAAGGUCCCACGAGUGGAGUCCAAACUAAGAGUAUUUGCUUUUGCAAUAACUUUUACUAGCCAGGUGGAGGACCUAAAGCUUAAUCUGAACACAAUCAAUGAUGCUGCUGGAGAGGUUAAGGAGUCAUCGAAAUUACGGCAAAUCAUGCAGACUAUCCUGACUCUUGGAAAUGCAUUAAAUCAGGGCACGGCACGAGGGUCUGCUGUGGGAUUCAAGUUGGAUAGUCUUCUAAAACUCUCUGACACUCGUGCAAGAAACAACAAAAUGACCUUAAUGCAUUACCUGUGUAAGAUUCUAGCUGAGAAAAUGCCAGAGUUGCUCGAUUUCAGCAAGGAUCUUGUACAUUUGGAACCAGCUUCCAAGAUACAAUUGAAGUCGUUGGCUGAAGAAAUGCAAGCAGUCAGCAAAGGCCUUGAGAAGGUUGAGCAGGAACUCACUGCUGCAGAGAGUGAUGGUGCUGUAUCAUCGGGCUUUCGGAAGGUGCUGAAGAGUUUCCUUGAUACGGCUGAGGCUGAAGUGAGGUCGCUUAUCACCCUUUACUCUGAAGUGGGGAGAAAUGCAGACUCGUUAUCACAGUAUUUUGGUGAAGAUCCAGCAAGAUGCCCAUUCGAGCAAGUGACCCAAACUUUGGUGAUCUUCAUGAAGAUGUUCAACAAGGCGCAUGACGAAAACGAGCAGCAGGCUGAUGCUGAAAAGAAGAAAUUGGAAAAGGAAGCGCUCAAGGAACAAGGAGCAGCUAAUUCUCCUGCAAAGGAUGGUAUUGAUGCUCUUCGUUCAAAACUUAAUUCUCGUAAUCAGAAAAAUGCUUCUUGAUCGAUUGGUAGCUGAAGGACAUAGCCAAUGGAUAUUGCUUCAUGAACCUCUCUCUUCCACGCAUGGGUGGAAAUGUUGACAACCCCACCAGACAUCUGAAUGAAGAUGACAAUUUUGGCAUGUGGUUCUGUACUUAAAUCUCAAGAUCAGCCACUUAUCACGGGCACUGCAUCGGCUACCUCAUAUGACUUGAGAAUUCCAAGUCCACGAACUGUACAUUGCUUACGCUGCAAAUUGCUGAUAGGAGGACGAAAUGAAACUUCUGGAGGCAAUCCUAAUUGUUUGUAUUCACUUUGCCAUAUACGAGGAACGUUAGAAAAUAUUUGUAUCAGUUGUACAUAAUAUAUCCCUUCUCUUUGAUGACAUGUAGGUCAUUGGUUUUGUAGACGGAUGUUAAAUCGUGUAACUCAACCUCUCAGCGAGAAGAUCGAACUCAUGCAUGUUAUCCUGUUACCAAGGUUCAGGGUAUAGCUCAUUUUUCUGAGUUGUGUGAAGUUACAGACCACCGUAACUUUAUUUACAUUGGAAAAGAAUUAGGUUUGGUUUAUAUUUGUACA